AUGAAUCAGAGGUCGCUGUUGUCGCUGUGUCAGGGGGUAGGGUCACCGCCUAGAGUGGCGUCUGGCGUCCGCACAGCGUCCUCCGAGGACGAAGACCUCCCCGGGGGCCCCAGACGCCACGACAGCCGGCGGCCGAUGUCCAGAAGAAAUUUACUGGAAAAUGCCAAAGGAACCGCGCUAGGGAUAGGUCUUGCCGGACCGAUGCGAGCGACAGCCCUCCGGCGAGCUUCCGCUGGCCGCGCGGUAGGAGCGGUGGCUGCGGGAAGCUGGGGGUUAGGGCUGGGGAGGGGGGGAGGUAGUUCUGCCGAGGCGUUCGGGGGUCCGAGCAGGCCGUUGAGUAGGUGCCUGGUGAACGCCGUCAACGCUCGCGAGUUUUGCAGGCGGUUGGAGGCGGACCUAGCGGCCGGGCGCAACGAGCAAGAGUGUAGAGGGAUGGUUAAGGGAGUGUUGCGAGGCCUUACCCUCCAGGAGUCGAUCAAGGACGCCGUCCUCUACCUUCCCCGAGGAAAACGCCAGGCAGCAGGCGACGCCGGACAGUCGGCGGUGGAAUAUUUAGCGUCGGUGGUAGAGUUCGAUGCCUGGGACAAGCUCGACAAGGACUGGACUUCAAACGUCGCUUUGAGGAACAUGACGCCAGAGAAUGUUUUGUUCGUGCGCAUGGCGUUGGACGCAUCGGGGUCAGCCUUGGACACUUUUCUGCGCCAGUUCGACAGCGCCGACGUAGAUUCCGCGAGGGAAUUGUAUAGACUGUGA
Molecule: messenger RNA, 753 nt
Organism: Ectocarpus siliculosus
Lineage: Eukaryota; Phaeophyceae; Ectocarpales; Ectocarpaceae
Source: the annotation of a GenBank genome assembly